AAUUAUGUAACGUUUUUGGAUAUCGAUUGAUCUUGCCGAUUGUUUCCAAACGAAUCGAUUAGAAUGUAAACAAAAGAGGCGACGACACUGAGCAACGUUCUUGCUUCGUUCGGGAGUAAUCGAAGGGGAUGAAACGUGUGAAACCAAUCUCGUGAGAAUGCGCGGGUGUGCGAUUAAAUAAUUAAAAAAACGAUAUCGCGUGAAAGAAGAAUUAAACGAUUAUCGAAAAAACAUUAUGCGGAAUCGUUGAUGGUAAAAAUGAAAAUCUCAACUUUUCUUCAUUGGAUUCUUCCAUUCCAAUUAAUGUUAAUUGUUUCCAUCGUUUGUACGGAAAAUAAUCAUAUUAAUAAUUCCGAGAUGAAUGGAGAUUUGGAAAAUAUGUAUCGAAAGAAAAUUUUGAAUCUGCUUCAACCAUCUUGGAUGAUCGAUGAAUUAAUUAGAAACAAACGUAACGAACAGUUGGUCGAAGAGAUUCCUACAAGACAUGCGAAACAUCGGAAGCGACGUCGUUACAGAAAUCGAUCGACAUGCGUUGAAAGCACAUCUGGGAGCAAAUUGUCCCUUCGCCAGGACAACAACACGACGCCGAUAGAUAUUCAUAUUUCUAACGAGACAAAGAAAAAUCGUGAUGAAAACAAUACAGUUCUAGAGAUCGAAGAAGAAUUAGAUGAUAUAUUAGGGGUGAAUGAUCAGGUACAGGAGAUGUAUAAUAAAACUAAAGAAGAGGAUUAUAAUACCGAUGUGGAGAAGAAUAGAAUUAAAUCAAAGAAAGGAAAUUUCGUUGUUAUAGAACGAAACAAUUCUACAAGUAAUUUAUCAGAUGAAGGAUUGAUAGGUUCGUAUGAUGAACCAUCUAUAACUGAUGAAAUCGAGUAUGAAAAUAUAGACCAAUCUUGGAAAAAAAGAGAUCGAUCGAAAAAAGAUAAAUUUACCGAGAGUACAGAUUACUCGGACGAAAUAUAUUCUCCGGCUAUUUACUCGGCUGCCGAUGAUCACGUUAUAAUCCACGAAAGUUUAAGCGAUCUUCUGGUCAAAUUAUUUCAAAGUCUUCGAAACGCUACUACAACGGACGAACGGAAUAUUUUCAAGGAAUUAAACUUUGUAAAUGGAACAAAUGAAGACCCUUGUCAAAAAUGGUUAAAUAGCAGGGAUAAGCUCGAGCAAGUUUUCUUAGAUGGUUUAACGUCAUUACCUGCUUGCCCAUGUCAAUAUCCUACUAAUAUUUUUUACGAUGAUAAAAUUUGGGAUGAGAAGCGAAUGAAAUAUUUCAGAUGGAGAGAUGUAAGCGGUGACUCUCAAAGACUUGACGUUUACAAGCCAGGAGCCACUUACUGUAUACGAUCAUUGCUGACACAGGGAAGUGGAAGUGCUGCGGUUCAACAUUGCUGUUAUGAUCGCCAAAGGAAGCUUUUGACCCGUGGUUCCGGUGCUGGUACUCCAAACUUUGUCAGUCCUGAGAUAUCACCCAUACUUCAUGAAAGAAUCGAUAUAUUACCGUGGAGACUGUGCAAGGGUGACUUUUCCAGGUAUAACGGUGUACGACCACCAAACAAUGACAACGCCUGUCAGGCCAAUCCCGAUGAUGAGGAAUAUCAACGACAGAUUGACAACACCAAAUAUUAUUAACUAUCGAGUUUUCAACAAAUUUACAAUAUAGGAUAAAAAAUUUAUAAUGAAAUUCUAUUUUUAUUUUUGUUACUUUUGAGCAUAUAAAUAUUUGUACAAUGAAAUUUAAGAAAUAAAUGUAACGCUGUUACAAUUUUACCUUU
This is a messenger RNA of Apis dorsata (giant honeybee), 1769 nucleotides long. RefSeq lists its product as uncharacterized. The record is from RefSeq and is a predicted model, not a curated record. NCBI's taxonomy places the organism in Eukaryota, Metazoa, Arthropoda, Insecta, Hymenoptera, Apidae. The coding region runs from base 250 to 1626 and encodes 458 amino acids. The transcript is spliced from 5 exons.